This is a messenger RNA of Ornithorhynchus anatinus (platypus), 1652 nucleotides long. It is a transcript of the gene EIF2B3, whose product is annotated as eukaryotic translation initiation factor 2B subunit gamma. The transcript is spliced from 12 exons. Gene Ontology annotation, biological process: cytoplasmic translational initiation; biosynthetic process. The record is from RefSeq and is a predicted model, not a curated record. Gene Ontology annotation, cellular component: eukaryotic translation initiation factor 2B complex; guanyl-nucleotide exchange factor complex. The coding region runs from base 79 to 1431 and encodes 450 amino acids. Lineage: Eukaryota; Metazoa; Chordata; Mammalia; Monotremata; Ornithorhynchidae. Gene Ontology annotation, molecular function: guanyl-nucleotide exchange factor activity; translation initiation factor activity.
GCGCGCGCAUGCGGCCUAGGGCGGGCGGCGCCAUUGGGCUGUCAACCCCCGCCGGGCCCUGGCUGCGUGAGGUUCAAGAUGGAGUUUCAAGCCGUGGUGAUGGCAGUCGGAGGAGGGUCACGGAUGAUGGACUUGACUUCCAGUAUCCCCAAGCCCCUGCUUCCAGUGGGCAAUAAACCUUUAAUCUGGUACCCGCUCAACCUGCUCGAACGAGUCGGAUUUGAAGAGGUCAUCGUCGUUACAACCAAAGAAGUCCAGAAGUCCCUGAAUCCGGAGACCAAGAUGAAGCUGGAUGUUGUCUGCAUCCCCGAGGACGCUGACAUGGGAACCGCAGAUUCUCUGCGCCACAUCCAUCAGAAAAUUAAGACUGACGUGUUGGUGGUGAGCUGUGACCUGGUGACAGACGUGGCUUUGCACGAGGUGGUGGAUCUGUUCCGAGCCCACGACGCCACCCUGUCCAUGCUGAUGAAGAGGGGACCCGACUCCACGGAGCCGAUCCCGGGACAGAAGGGGAAAAAAAAGCCAGUGGAGCAGCGCGACUUCGUCGGCGUGGACGACACCGGCAAGAGGCUGCUCUUCAUGGCUAACGAAGCUGACUUGGACGAGGAGCUGGUCAUUAAGAGAUCCAUCCUGCACAAGCACCCCAGGAUCCAUUUCAGAACGGGGCUUAUGGACGCUCACCUCUACUGCCUGAGAAAAUACGUCGUGGACUUCCUCGUCGAAAACAGGUCAAUCACGUCUAUCCGGAGCGAGCUGAUUCCGUACCUAGUUAGGAAGCAGUUCUCCGCGGCCGCCACACCCCGGGGACGAGAUGACAGAGAGCGGGACCCGAAGAGAAAGGAUCAGAAGUCAUUAGAUAUUUAUAGUUUCAUCAAGGAAGGUGACUCCCCGUCAUUCGAUCCCCACGGCGACUGUUGGAACGACUGCCGAGGAGACGUGAGCGAAGACUUCCACGGUGGUAGAGUGCGUUGCUACGUCCAUGUCGCGAAGGAGGGGGUGUGCUACCGAGCGAACAGCCUGGGGUUGUACAUCGAAGCUAACAGACAGAUUCCUAAACUGCUGCCUGCUCUGUGUCCGGAUGAGCCACCGGUUCAUCCCUCCGCCCAGAUCACCGACAAACUCAUGGUUGGGGCUGACAGUAUCAUCGGACCCGCCAGUCAAGUGGGUGAAAAGUCGUCCGUCAAGCAUUCCGUCGUCGGUUCCUCCUGCCUCAUAAGGGACAAGGUGAAAAUCACCAACUGCCUCCUCAUGAACUCCGUCACCAUCGAAGAAGGGAGCAGCGUCCAGGGCAGCGUGAUCUGUAACAACGCCGUGAUAGAGAAGGGAGCGGACAUCAGGGACUGCCUCGUCGGGAGCGGACAGCGCGUCGAAGCCAAAGCCAAGCGGGUGAAUGACGUUAUCGUGGGGAGCGACCAGCUCAUGGAGAUCUGAGACGCCCCCCGCCCCUCCGCACGCGCCGCACGCACCCCGCCGGCCGCCGGCGCGGGGGACUUCCGCGAUGCCUCGGGAUCGCGGCCCCACGGUUCCCCGGGGAUCGGCGACGCCGGCCGCCGGGCUCGGCCGCGGCCCCCGCCCGCGCUUCCGUCGCGGACGCCCGCCUCCCCUCCGAGCUUCGUGUGUAUCUAUCUCCCAAUAAAGGAGUGUUUUUCGGA